This is a messenger RNA of Chlorocebus sabaeus (green monkey), 16251 nucleotides long. NCBI's taxonomy places the organism in Eukaryota, Metazoa, Chordata, Mammalia, Primates, Cercopithecidae. The record is from RefSeq and is a predicted model, not a curated record.
UGAUCUGCCCGCCUUGGCCUCCCAAAGUGCUGGGAUUACAAGCAUGAGCCACCACGCCCGGCCUAUCCUGACUCUUUCUAACAUCCAUCAUCUUAUUUUUGCUUGAUUCUUCUUCUAGAAUGUGAGCAGGACGUUCACUUUGUUUGCUGCCUGGAACAGUGCCUCGUUCAUAGCAGGUUUUCAACAAAUACUGUUGAUGAGUGAAUGACUUCAAAGGACCAUGGGAAGUUCAACUGUGUCCUUAGAGUUGACCCUCAGCAUUCUCCUUCGCAGUCAUUUCACACUUCCCAGGUGGUAGGUGGUCAGCAAAGCUGCCGCAGAGCUGUGAGCUGUCCUGCAGCAGACAGGGUGCUACAGUGGACUCUGGGCUGUGUCGCUAGUGGGCUCUCAUCAGAACUAGAGGGUGUGCAGUGCAGAAAUAAUUCCACAUGAGGAGAUGCCCCAGCAUGAUACGAGGGGGCCUGUGCAGCUCAAAGGAGCAAUGUGUCCUCUUGGCUCCCCAGGAUAAAUUAACUGAAGCCUGCACUCAGGAAGGCGGGGGUCACGGUCCAUAAGGACACUGGGCUGCAGGGUCUGAAUGGGGUUUCUACUGGGCUGGCACGUGGAGUCCGGGAUCCCCAGUUGGUCAGUCGUGUGGUCCCAUCCAUGCUGCUGCCUCCUGUGCCAACCCCCGCCAACACAUACACACACACACACACACGUCAAAACCAAAGCCUCCAAGGGCCAUGCAUUGCCCUCCCCUGACCUUGGGGAAGCAGCCACUUUUACAUCCUCUUUACAGGAGUUCAGGCUGAAGCUUGUGGGAUUCAGGAGACCAUCCAGGGUCAUGGGAAAGGUAAACGGGGGGCUGGGCACACCCACCACAGCCAAAGCCCUGGCACAUUUCCCCUGCCAAGCUGCUUCUCUGAGGCCCAGUUUCCUAAUCUGCGGGAGGAGAGGAGCUGUGAGGAGAAAACAGAAUAACACCUGGCUGGCAAUGGCAGCACUUAAAGCACAUUGGGUGGAAUGGAAUCACUGCUCACCUCAUGGGCUUCAAAGGGGCCGGGUCUGCCUUUGGUUCUUUGACUUUUGCUUCUGUUGAAGUUGGUCUGUGUAUUUUGAAUGUAGGGUGGAUGAACAAGGCAUUUCUAGUCUGUUACACUAAUCAUCUUAAUAUUUUAUUUUAAUUGUAAGCCACCUAUUCCCUUUUGUUCCUUUAACAAAUCCAAUUAAAACAGAGUACAUCCAGAAUUACAAAAUAGAUGCUAUUAAACCAAUAAGAAAUCAUAAUCUUUUGUUAUUGGGCCAUGUGACCUCCUGGGAACUUUUGCUCCAAAUAAAAGUUGAAUUCUUAUUAUCCGCUAGGGGAAAGGGGGCAGUUUGACAGCUAACGGCUUUCCAGGCAGCACAUGUGCAGAGCCACGCUGGUGCUAAGGAUAGAGAAGUAAAUAAUACUAGGGGCAGACAAAGCUAUAAAUGCAUAAUAUCCCAGUAAGACACUUAGAGCUGGGUUGAUCAAAUUAACCAGAUAAUUGCCAAAUGAAGUGAACCUGAGAAAUUUUUAUACAGACACUCCAUUUGCUACUUUAUAGGCAUGGGGAUGGAAGUUUUGUUGUAAUGGGAAGAACAUACCCCACAGAAGUGCUGGAAUAAGGUGGCUGUGUGUGCCUGGACAAACUCCUCAUACAACUUCCCUCCCCACACCACCCAGAAUAGGAGGAAUAUUCCUACUACAAAGGAGAGUGAUAUGGAUGACUGAAAUGGCAAAGGAGAGGUCACUUUAUGAAGACACAGGCAUGAUGUACCUCUUAGCGUGGUUCUGAGGAUGUGUAGAGGCAGCGGGGAGGGUGCUGGGGGGCAUCAUUUGACCAGCACAUAGAGACAGCUGCUGUGUGGCAAUAGCAGAAGUACCUUAUGAGAGGUUAGACUUUCAAGUGAGCUCACAUGGUAAAAAUCAAACUUCUGGUGGUCUGCAUACAGCCACCCCUGAUACAGGGGCACUACAGCAGCCUGCAGCCCUCCAGGGCAAAGAGGUCACUGCCUUUCUGGUGAGCACCAGGGAAUGCAGUUGACUGAUGUCCCUGGGCGAUGCUACAUGAAAAUCCUGUGUCUUUGCACUCUUGACUCACACUCCAUGUGGCAAGGCGUUUACACUGCAUUGGGCCUGCAGGGACUGGAGAAACUGAGAAACAGCCAGGUUCUGCCUCCAUUGCCACCCACUUGGGGACACAUGCCUAUGAAGUGAACUGGCUCAUGGCAUUAUGUGUGCCCCAUAAACUGUUUCUCUUUCUGUCAUUGUCAAUUGCUAAACUCUUACAGUUAAAUGACUCUAUUAAUGCUAUUAAAAUAUCAGUAACAUUCAUACUAUUUGUACAUAUUUAGAUAUACACCCACAUAUAUAUGGUACAUCUAUGAAAAUGAAUAUCCUGCAUAUGGGCCCCUGGACAGUGAAGUGAGCAGGCAAUGGGUCACACUGAAGCGAUUUCUUCAGGGACCUUAUUUGCCUGUGGUCAGUUCCUCCAAAAGGCCAGUGGAACGUCUGCAUUACUGAACCUCUGCAGGGAUUUUGGCUAAGGCUGCCUCUCUGUCUCCUCACUCUGUUGAGUUGGCUGGCUGCUUCAGCCAGAGUGCACACCAUUCUUCAUUUAGCAGACUCUCUAGGGGGUGACAUUGCAGUUCCCAGGCCAAUCCACGCCAAAUUAGAAUGGACUUGAGCAAGUGUCUCAUCACCCAGAGCUCUGGGGACUCUGACAUUCCUUGGUUCCAAUGUCAGAGAUUCCAGCAAAACAGGAACACCCUUCCUGAGGCCUGGGGCCAUGGUGGCGGGGGGCAGUGGCCUUCCUUAAUCUCCUGUGCAGAAGUGGGUGUGGCUUUCAGCCUGAGAGUCAUAGGAUUCCAGGAUGGCUUCCUCCCCUUGGAGGCAGUGGGGGCCAGCAAUGUACCCCCAGGAUGAGGCAUUUGCUACUGCUAGAGCACAGGCAGCAGAGGGAGGAGAGAGAGAGGUGGCACUGUGUAUAGAACGAUUGUACACCAGUUUGCGUAUCAGACACAUCAAGGUUUGACUUUGACUGUACUCUUUGCUGCCUGUGUGACCUUGGGGAAGUCACUUAACUUCUCUGAUCUCAAUUCUCUUAUUGUAAAAAUAAGGUUGAUAUUUUGCAUAGUUGCUCUGGAGAUUAAACAUACAUGAAGGGCCCAGCAGCACGUUUGAGGCAAUUACUUUGAUACCAUGAGUGAAUGAUAGAGAGGGGCUCUUGACAUUGGCAGUAUUUCCAAAAUUAAUGUCAGAAGUCCCCCCAAACCGUGGAGUCCCUUUAAGAUUCCAGCCCCUGCUUCUGCAUCUCUCCUUCCAUCAUCCCUCCAUCAGCUCUGCCCAGAGUGUGGUGGAGCUAUUGCUGUGAGCUGCACUGUCAUCUCUGUACCUCUAAUCUGUCCCUUUCUAGCAAUCUGUCCUUCUGCCCACAGGGAAGCAGGGCUCACAUUGGGGCAGUUAGUGGAAAAAACAAAAACACUUUAUGUUUAUACCCCUAAGGAAGCUAUAUUCCUAAAUCCCGGUAACACUGCAGAGCAAGUAGCACAGUACACAGUUUCUGGCCCAGAAUGAUCUUUGGACAAGGGGUAAUUCUUUAAGCUAUGCCCAAGUCAAAAGUUCGUGCUGAUUUCAGAGGCCUUGCCCAGAGGUUCUCAACACACCCAUUACAGACACAGGACCCAGAAUGACAGUGCAGGUCUCCACCUCCCAUGGAUUUCAUCUGUGAAGAUACAACUCCACCUCUCUUUAGAGGGAGCAUGACCAUCCUGGGAAGGGGCAGAGGACACAGAGAGUGAUCUGAAGCCACUCAGGAGGUCACAGUUACGUCAGCUGGCCUGUUACAUGCCCAGUAAAUAUAAGGGUUGGGAGAGAGGACAAAUGCAGUUACUUUUGAAUGAGUGAGUUGUUGAGGGAAGUUUGUAUCAUUUCCUCUUAAGAGAUGACCCACAAGCAAAAGAUAUUUCUCAUCCGCAUGACAUGAAACUUCCUAUAAAGCUAGUCCCAAACACUGGCUGUGAAACGUCAGUGUCUUUGGGGGUUUCAGUUCCAUGUGUCUAUCCUGUAUCUCAAUGGAUCAGUUGAAAGAAUGAAAUUAUUAUUGUGAGAUUGUGUUAGCAAGCUAUUUAGGGAUGUCAGAUAUAUAGAAACAAAGUCAGUCUUACUUAAAAUUGUAGUCAAAGAUACGUGAGUGUGAAGCACCAGACAAAUUCUAGUAUCAUAAUGACAAGGGUCUUACAACUGGAAACGUUUGCAAAUAUUUGGAUGACAUUAAUAUAUUGGUUGCCAUUACUUUUUUAAUUUAGAUAUCCAUGGGGUGUCCCACCAUGCUGUUUGAUUCACAAUGACUAGAGAGAAAAAAUUAAUUAGAAAUUAAAGUCAAACCAACUGGUCCACUUUUUCCAAAGUAUAAAAACCAAUUGUACAAGAACAAAAAGACACAGUACAUUUAGAAACCUCUUAUAUUUGAGCUGCCAAGCUGUUCAUGUGGAAUGAAAUCUAUUAUCCAUCAAACCACACAUAAAUACAUCCAUUCAUCUGUCUAUUCACCCAUCUAUCUGCUUAUCCACUUACAUCUUUCUCUCUAUAACUAUCAGCUUCCCUUGUGUGGCUUGAUCCCACUCUGACAUUUCAAGAAUUCUAUGAAAUGAUAAUAGGCCAUCUAGCCAGUUUGAAACAGAUGAUCAAAAGAUCAUCUGUUUCUCCCUUCUUUUGCCAACUCUUACCCUGGGCAGGAAGUGGCUACAUAGAGUUGGAUAACACAAGGCACAUCCCUGGUCUCUGGGGGCUCUGAGACGGGGCUUCUGGCACUGGGUCUGCUUCUAGUGGUACUGGGCAGCUUAGGGGGUCAGGAUGGACCCUGAGCCACACAACACACUCCGCCUUCUAUAACUGAGAGCAAGGGUCCCUGCCAGGGUCGGGUGGCCCCAGGGAGAAGAGCAGAGAGGGUGGAAGUUCACCAUGCCCCAUCUGUCCCCAGGGCUGCCUAGGGACCCAGACUCCCUGGGGAGGUGAAGUACAUUAUCCCAGCCAGCCCUCACUUUACCUUGAGGUGAUUAAUGGGCAGGCUUGGAGCCAAAGGGCCCUUUGGAGAGAGGCUCCUUAAUGGAGGAGUUCUCUGUAGCCAGCGCCGCGCUGCUCAUCACCAUUCAUCAGAGCUGGGAGGGCUUCUUCUCACAGUGUGGGUGGGCUAUGGGCAGCAGGCACAGCUGGGCCCAACUGGCUGGAUCUCCCGUUUGCUGGAAACACCCCUUCCUGUCCAGGAUUCUUGCUAACCCAUGCUCAGUGUGUUUGGACUCCCUGAGCUGAAUUUUAUCUUACAUAGUAGAAGAAAACCAAAAGGCAGCCCGGGUUUUCAGUGUUUAGGGGAUUCUGGUGGCCAGAAUCAGUGAGGAUCUAGAUUUGAACUAUUUCAACUUGAGGACCGGGCCUGUUUACUGUUUAUCUGUGUUGCUCAGAGGCUUGAUAAAUGGUAGGCACUCAAUAUGCUCAUACAGUGAGUGAACAAAUGAAUGAAUGCUUGAGUAAGCACAUGGACUUAGCUUAAAUCAGUCCCAAAGGACUAAUAACAACCACAGAGAAAUGAAAAUUUACUGAUUGUUUAGGCCCAUGGGAUAGGGUUGCCAAAUAAAAUACAGAACUAUGCAAUUAUUGGGACAUACAUAUAUAUAUACUAAAACUAUUUGUUGUUUAUCUGGAGCUCAAAUUUUACUGGGGAUUCUGCAAUUUUAUUUGCUAAAUCUGGCAAAUCUACCAUGAGGAGAAGCCAUUGAUAAACAUCAGAUGAGUGCAUAGACUUCCCUGAUCUCAAUUCAUCUCUUUUUAAUGAAGAUUUCAACUCAAGCACAGCAGACAGUUUUUCUGACAUGCCAGCUUGUGAACAGCUGUUCCCUGUGGAACACAUCCCCCUGGUGCAUACAUCAGGGAGACAUACACAUUGGACCACAGUGGUGCCCAGAUGGUACCUAUUUGGAUGCCUUUUCAGGGGCAGAACUGGGUUGUGUGGGGCUGUAACAAAAUCACAGACUUCCAACGUGGGACGAGCCAGCAGGCACAGUGAGAGGAACAGAAGUAGAAUAUGGAGUCCCAACCAUUUUGUAAAGUUUUUUUAAAAACAAUUUACUGUGUAGACACAGUAAAAUUGCCUCUUUGGGCACAGUUCUCUAAGCUUUAACAGAGGUACAGAUUCAUGUAACCACCAUCACUGUGGGGGUGCAGGCAGUGACACCAACUCAGAAAACUCACUUGUGCCUUUCCCUUCUAGUCAAGCCUUUCCCCAACCCCUAAUCCCUGCAACCACAGAUUUGUUCUGCACCUAAAGUUAUGGCUUUUUCAGAAGGUCACAUAAAUGGAAUCAUUCCAUUCAUGUAGACUUUUGAGACUUUUUUUGUUAGGCAAAAUGCUUUAGGGUUCAUCCAAGUGGUUGCAUGUAUCAGUAGACUUUGUGUUUAGUAGUAUUCCAUUACCACAGUCCUCGCUUACCUGCAGGUUGUAUGUUCUAAGACCCCCAUUGAAUACCUGAAACCACUAUAGUAUACUAUGUUUUUCCUAUAGGAAAACUAUGAUAAAGUUUAAGUUAUGAGUUAGGCACCGUAAGAGAUGAACAACGAUAAUUCAUCAUAAAAUAGAACAAUUUUAACAAUAUACUGUUCUCAACUUCACAGAUAGAAGAUUCAUUCUUGCUGUAGAUGUUAGCAACCUCAGCAUAUGAUUUGUUUUUUUCCCCAAGUCAAGAACUUUCACCUUUUCACUUAAAGGAAGCACUUUAAGGCUUCUCUCUCUUUGGCAUAUCUGAGCUACCAGCAUCACUAAUCACUACUAGGACAGCUACUGAGUGAUGAACAGGCAGCUAGCAUUUACUGAGUGAAUCCACUGGAAAAAGAGAUGAUUCAAGUCUGGGUGGGAUGUAGCAGGAUAGCCUGAGAUUUCCUCAUACUACUCAGAAGAGUGAGCAAUUCAAAAUGUAUGAAUUUCUUAUUUCUGGGGUUUUCCAUUUAAUAUUUCCAAUCUAGGGAACUAAAAAUGUGGAAAUGGAAACAGCACAUAAGGGGGACUACUGUACAGUAUUAGGAAUCCACCCAUUGAAGGACAUUUAUUAUUUUUCUGUUUGGGGCAAUUAUGAAUAGAGCAUCUAUAAACACAUGUGAACAGGUUUCAGUGUGAACAUGGAAUUUUACUUUUCUAGGGUAAAUACUUCGUCGGGGAAAUGCCAGAUGAUAUAAUAACUAUAUGGUUUUGUAAGAAAUUUCCAAAGUGUUUUCCAAGAAGCUGUACCAUUUUGCAUUCCCAUCAGCAAGGAAUUAGAACUCUAGUUAUAGUAUCUCCUUGCCAAAACUUUGCACUAUCGAUUUUUGUGUUUGUACAUUUCUAUAUUGAAAUGUAUCUUUAAAUCUUCUGGACAUUAAAAAAAAAUGUAUUGCUUGCUUUCUUACUGUUAAGUUGAAAAGAUCUUUAUAGAUUUUGGAUACCAGAUAUCUAUGAUAUAUAUGAUUUGCACUGUUUUCUUCCAGUCUGUAGCUUGUCUUUUCAUGCUCAACAUUUUUUUUCACAGAGCUCUUAAUUUUGUUCAACUUGUUAAUACCAUCUUUUGUAAAUUGUGCUUUUGCAUUUACUCAAAGUCAUGAAGAUUUUCUCCUUCAUUUUCUUUUCAAAGUUUUAUAGUUUUACAUUUUACAUUCAAAUCUAUGAUCCAUUUUGAGUUAAUGUGAGUUAAUUAGGCCAAGGUUUAAUUUUUUGCAUAUAAAUAAUCAAUUUCAACACCAUUUGUUGAAGAGUUCAUUGUUUCUCCAUGGAACAUCCUUUGACCUUUUGUCAAAAAUCAAUUGACCAUUUGGCCAUGUUUGUGUAGAUCUAUUUCUGGACUCUAUUUUUUGUUCCAUUGAACUAUCUACCUGUCCCAUCACCAGUAAUACCACAUGCUGUAACUAUAUGGUAAAUUUUAAAAUUAGGACGCAUAAUCCUCCAACUCUAUUAUUCUUUUUCAAAAUUAUUUUCCAUUUCUAGUUUCUUUUCCUUUCAUAUAAAUUUUAAAAUCUAUUCAUCCAUAUAUGUAAAUAAUCCUGCUGUAAUUUUGAUUAGACCAAUUUGGGGAGAGUUGACAUUAAGUCAUCCAAUUCAUGAGCAUGGUAUGUUUCUCCAUUUAUUUAGAUCUUCUUUGCUUUCUUACAUCAGCAUUUUAUAAUUUUCAUUAUAAAAAUCCUGCAAAUUUUGGUUACUUAUGUGAAAUAUAGAAGUAUUUUAUUGUUUGGAGCAUUAUUAUUUUUCAUAAUUCAGUUUCCAAUCAUUAAUGGCUUGUAUAUGGAAAUGCAAUGGGGGUUUUGUGUGCUAACCUUGUAUCCUAUGACCUUGCUAAACUCAUUUAUUAGUUUCAAGACUGUUUUUUAAAUUCUGUGGGAUUCUCUAUGUGGACAAUCAUGACAUCUGUGCAUAAGAACAGUUUUAUUUCAUUCUUUUCUGUCUGUAUGCCUUUAUUCUUUGCAUUCUUGCACUGGUUAGAAUUUCCAAAGUAAUAUUGAACAGACAUAGUGAGAGUGUGCUGUCUUGUCUUAUUCCCAAACUUCAGACGAGAACCUUCAGUCCUUCACCAAGUAUGAUAUUAGCUCUAGCUUUUUAAUGUAUGUCCUUUAGCCAGAUAAGGAAGGGCCUUUUUGUUACCAGUUUGCUGAGAGUUUUUAAUCACUAGCAGAUGUUAAAUUUGUCAAAUGUUUUUUCUGCAUCAAUUGAUAAGAUUUUUUUUUCUUUUUAGUCUGUUAAUAUGGUAUGUUACAUUACCUGACCCCCAAGUAUUGAGUAAUUUUGGGUUGUCAUUUAUAUUCUUUUUACAUGUUACUGAAUUCAAUUUGCUAAUACUAUGUUGAGGAUUUUUGUAACUAUGUUCAUGAAGAAUAUUGAUCUGAAGAUCUCUUUCUUAUAUUGUUUUUGUGUGAUUUUAGCAUCACGGUAAUGCUGACAUCAGAAGAUAAGUUGAGAAUUGCUCUCUACUCUAUUUUUUUUUUGAAAGCGAUCAUAUCAAAUUGCUAGUAUGUCUUUGCAAUUGAUCGAAUGUUUGUGUCCCCCGAAAAUCUGUAUUGAAACUGUAAUCUCCAGUGUGAUGGUAUCAGAAAGUGAGGCAUUUAGAUCAUGAGGAAAUUAGAUCAUGAGGGUGGAGACUUCAUAAAUGGAUUUAUGCCCUUACCAAAAGGGACCUCAGAUAAUUGUUUUACUCUCUUUCUACCAUGUGAGGACACAGCAAGAAAACAUCUAUGAACCAGGUAACAUGCUCUCACCAGAUGGCAAAUCUGUCAAUGACUUGAUUUGGACUUCCCAGCCUCUGGAACAGUGAAAAAUAAAUUUAUGUUGCUUACAAGCCAAAUAGUCUAUGGUACUUUGUUUUAGUAUCCUGAGUGGACCAAGACAGUCUUCUUUAAAUGUUUGAUAGAAUUUAACGAUAAGACCACUGGGCUUCGGGUUUUCUUUUUUGAAAUGUUUUCAACCAUGAAUUCCAUUUCUUCAAUAAAUGGAGGUCUAUUUGGGUUUUCAUUCCUUCACAAAUAUUUAGUAAUUUUUAGUUGAUCUUAUCCAGGUUCCUUUUUUUUUUUUUUUUUUUUAAGAGUUGUUUGUACUGUUCUCUUACUAUCCCUUUAAUGCCUGUGGGAUUUAGUAAAUCCUCCCUUUAACUUAUGAUAUUUGUAAUUUGGCUUCUCUUUCUUUUUUAAAAAAAUUGUCAGUCUGGCUAUCUGUUUCAUUAAUCUUUUCAAAGAACCGGCUUAUACUUUUUUGUACAAUUUCAACUCUUCAAAUUUGUUAAGACUUUUUUCAUGACCCAAAAUAUAGUCUGUAUUAGUGGAUAUUCCAUAUGUACUUGAAAAGAGUUUGUAUUCUGCAUUUGCUGGCUAGAGUGCUUUAUACAUGUCAGGUUCAGUUGGUCGGUGGUAAUAGUGAGUUAUUCUAUACUAGCAAUUCUCAUAUCCAGGCAAUUUUGCUCCUCGGUGGACAUUUGGCAAUGUCAAGAGACAUUAUUGAUUGUUACAACUAGUGGGCAGCUACUGGCAACCAGUGGGUAGAAUCUUCCGGCCUUACUCUGCUAAACAUUCUACAAUGCACAAGACAGGUCUUCCCCCAAGCCCCGUCGCCAUCUCACCCCUGCUGACAACAAAUAAUUAUCUGGUCUAAAAUUUAAAUAGAGCCAAGGUUGAGAAAACCUUUUCCUUGCUGAUUUUCUCUCUACCUGUUCUAUUGACUGCUGAGAGACAAGUAUUGAUGUCUCCAAUUCUAAUGGUAAAUUUAUCCAUUCUUCCUUUCAAUUUUAUGUCUUUGCUUCAUUUAAAUUGAAGUUCUGCUAUUAGGUACAUACACAUUUAGGAUUUUUUUGUUUUAUUGGUUAAAUGCUCAUUUUAUUAAUAAGUAAUGGUCUUACUUCAGGUAAAUUUUCUUAUUCUGAAAUAUGCUUUAUCUGACAUUAAUAAAGUCACUACAUCCUUCCUUUAGUGUUUGCAUGGUAUGUCUUUUUACAUUCUUUUAGUUCAACUCACUGUUGCUUAUUUAAAGUAUAUCUUCUUUAUAGACAACAUACAAUUGGGUCUUUCUAUUUUGUAAUCUAUCCUGAUAAUUGUGUCUUUUAAUUGGUGCGUGUAGGUCACUUUCAUUUAAUGUAAGUAUUGCUUUGUUUGGAUUUCAGUCUAUCAUUUUAAUAGUUGUUUUCUGUUUGCCCCUCUGUUCCCUUUUCCUGCCUUCUUUUGUAUUAUUUGAAUUUUUAAACUCGGUUUUAUUCUCAUUUAUAUAUUUAGUUUUUUACUAUUUACUGUAUCUUUUUAUAUAUUGCCUUAGUGAUUGCUCUGAGGAUUAAAAUACACACACUUAACUUUACAGCCUACUUAGAAUUAAUCUUUCACCACUUCAAAAGCAGUGUAAAACCCUUACCACCAUAUAGGUCUCGCUAACUUCCCCAUUAUGUAGUAGUUGUCUUAUGUAUGACAUCUACAUACUUUGACAACUCCAUCACACAGUGUUACUUUUAUUUCAAUCACAUACAUAUUUUAGGGGUAUUUAGAAGAGAAAAAUCCUCCACAUUUACUCAGAUAUUUAGCAUUUUCAUUGCACUUCCUUUAUCCUCAAAGUUCUGAGUUCCUCUCUAGCACAGUUUCCCUUUCACCUGAAGAACUUCCUUGGGCAUUUCUUUUACAGCAGCUUAGUUAGUGGCAAAAACUUUUAUUUUUCACUCAUCUGAUAAUAUCUUUAUUUUGCCUUCAUUUAUAAAGCAUACUGUCACAGUCUGGGUUGACAGUUCUUUUCUUUCAGCACUUUAAAAAAGAUGUUUCCAGCACCUCUGGCCCCUGUGGUUUCUGAUGAGAAACCUGCAGUCAUUUCUAUUGCUGUUCCCCUGUGGGUGAUGUGUCAUUGUUCUCUGACAGCGUUCAUGUUUUUUCUUUAAUUUGGAGCAGGUUGAUUAUGUGUCUGAGUGUGAAUUUCUUUAUCUUGUUUGGAGUUUGCUGAGCUUCCUUCCUGUGUUUGUAAUUUUUAUGUUUUUCAUCACUGUUGGAAGUUUUCAGCCAUUUUUCCUUCAAAUGUUUUUCUGUACCACAACUGUUUUUCCACUCUCUUUGAGAUACAGGUGUAAGUACAGGUAUCAGCAGAGAUAGAGAUAGAGGCAUGCGUCACUUCCUGCUGUGAAUACCUUCUGAGAAAUGCAUCCUUGGGUGAUUUCAUCAUUGGGUGAACAUCAAAGGGUGCAAACCUAGAUGGCAUAGCCUACUAUAGACCUAGGUAGACUACGUGGUCUAGUCUAUUGCUUCCAGGCUACAAACCUGUACAGCAUGUUACUGUACUAAACACUAUAGGCAAUUGUAACACAACGGUAAGUAUUUAUGUAUCUAAACCUGGAAGAGGUAAAGUAAAAUUAUAGGAUCAUAAUCUUAUGGGACAAUUGUCAUAUAUGCAAUCUGUCAUUGACCAAAACAUCAUUAUGCAGCACAUGGCUAUAUACACACAUGCACAUACACACAUACACACACACACACACACACACAUUUUUAAAGCAGGACUUUUUACUUUUAAAAAGCACCUAGGUCUAUAGUAGGCUAUUCCCUUUAGGUUUGUGUAAAUGUACUCUUUGAUCACUCAAUGAAGAAAUCACCUCUGCCUUUAAACAGAGGCAGCUCAGGGCAAGUCCAGAGUUGCUAUACAACUUUCGGAAUCACUUUUCCUGAAUUUCUUCCCUGUUGCAAUCUCUCUGAACUCUGUGGCUCUCAGGAGCAUCUCUUCUCCCCCCACUUCUUGGUCUUCUGGCUGGAUUUUGUUUUCUAAAUCUGUUGCACACUUCUUGCAACUGUUUCUGCCUCUAGGGCCAAGUGGCAGUAGGGUAGAGAAAACAAAGCAAGCUCCCCAGCUCUGAGGACCACAGUUUAGUCAAAGACAAUGCUUCUCUUCUUUCAACUUCUAGGUGCCUGCCUGGGUGACUCCAGGGACACAGGGUGGCCUGGGAUGAGACAGGAGAGAAGCAAGCAAGCAAACAAACAAAAAACAGACCACAAAACAGAUUUCCCUUACUGUCUCUGACCCUUAAAAAUCCAUUUCCUGUUCCUUGGACCAGAAAGAGAGGUUCUUGUUGGAAAUCAGAAAUCUUUCUGUCCUUAUCUGGUGCAAAGUUUUAUGUUCUGGGCUGCCCUUGAGUCCAAAACAAGAGAAAUGGUUGACGGGAGAAAAGGGAGUUCAGGAAACUUGCGGCCAGAUUGGUCUUCCCUUUGAGUUGUGGAUUUCUUCUCCAAUCUGCCUGAUAUCACUUAUCUCAGAGUCCCCAGAGUGUCUCUGUGCAUUGUGCCCUAGGCUUUACUUGCUUUCAGGAGUCUGGUGGGACCAAGUGAGCAUAUCCAAUCUUAACUGGACUUGGAUUCCACUUUGUUUUUUAAGCUGCUUUAUCCCAUCUGGUUUCUCAGAGCUGAAUGAUAUAGACAGUUCCAUAUUGGUGAACAUGGUGCUGGCUCUGGAAACCAGCCAAUUAUGCCCGAAAAUAGGGAGUCCACCAUUUUUAGAAACUAGGGUGAGCUUACAAGGCCUGUGUAAAUGAACAUCAAUGCUGCCAAGAGCUAAGAACUGUCAUUGGUUUACUGUGGAGACCACCAUCUAUUCCAAGGGGCUGUGAUCCAUCAGGCCUUUCACAGGGUAGGACUCUCUGACCCUUCGGCUGUGAGUGGUGACAGUGGGAUUUACAGUAGGUGUGAGACAGGCUUGCACACAUUUCCCUUUGACACUGGGUGAUGAAAACAUAUAACUAUAUCCCCACACAGCCUGAUUGCUCAAUAUUCAUGUGCUGUAUCAACUUGGGUUCUAAUAAAAGGUAUAGGUGAUGAAGUACAGAGACUGUAGAGCACCUCUCCCUGCCCAUCUCUACAGGGAACAGAGGCAAUGCAAGUUUGUGUCGCCCAAGGGCAUACUUCUGCCUGGUUUGGAAAUCUUGGUCCAAAAGAAAAAAAAAAUCAGCAAGCAGGAGGCACUGAGUUGUUAAAAAGAAAAGGGGGUCCCAGAACCAAACAGAACAAGAGUUGCAUCCUCUUCCUGGCUGCAGACCUUCCUCACUUCUGAGCCUUGGUCUCGCUACAAUAGGGGUAAUGCUGUGGAUCUUGUUGUUGAGGAUUAGAAACAACAUGUGUAGCAAUUUUUAAUAACUAACAUUAAUCAAGCUAUUACUAUGCACCAGGCACUGUUAUAAGUGCUUUAUAGUAGAUAAUUUACGCUCCCUCAGAGCUCUGUAAAGGCGUCUGUUUUCACAAAUAAGAAAACACAAGCACAGAGAAUUUAAGAAGAUUGUGAGUAGAGUAGAGUUGGACGUCUAAGUCAAGCAUGCAGAAGAUAGAAUCCCCAUCACAUCAUAUUGACAUUCUGCUUCCCUGCACUACGGCAGUCACGGCCAUUUAUCAAGUUUCUGUGCAGAGGAGUUGAAGUCCAGUGUGAAGGAUGUGAGAGGAGGAGAGAAGGGGCAGGAGAUGGAAAAGGCAGCAUUCUCCAUGAGCUUUGCCAGCACCCUUCAUUCCCCUGUGUGCUCAUGAUGGGGAGCUGUGGUGCUGCUGGGCCCAGCAAUAGCACACCUUGAUACCCCUGGGCUGAGAAACAGGCUUUUCUGCAUGGCUACUGUUGCACUGUAGCCAAGGCCUCACUAGUUCCUCUGGGUCCAUGAGGAGAAGAGGGAUGGGAGCAGUCGGUCUUAGUACCCACCUUAUUCUCUAAGAUCCAGGCUUAUGUUGGCUUGAAAACUCAGUCCCUCCCCAAGAACCUGUAUGAUAACUUAAGGAAAUCCUAGCUUUAAGCAGGGGUCUAGGAAGGGACAGAUAUCCAAGAACACACACACACACACACGGCCCUGGGUGGGGGAUACGUGACAGUCUGGGACAGUGGAGAGGAUUUAUAAGUCAGGGCAUGGCACAGCUACAGGGACAUUUAGUAUCCUUCAGGCUGAUCCUACACCUCCUAUUUUAACAUCCAAGAAAAUCAAAGUCUGAAGAAGGCACACAGUUUGCUGACAAUCUAUGGCUGGGCUGGGUCCACUUUGCCCUGACUUCUCUCCGCAAUCCUCUUUCUUGCUUUUUAAACCACUGAGAGCAAAGCAUCAUGACUUGGGGGAGCCCAGUGCCCUCUGGCAUCUCCUAACCAGAUGUUUUCUUAUCUUUCAGCAGUUUUUCAUGAUUUUUCCUCACACUGGUCACUAUCCAAUCAGAACAACCAACUUCUAACACUCCCUCACUAAAAGAACAUGGCUAAGGGCGAGAAAGGCCCCAAGGGCAAGAAGAUCACCCUCAAGGUGGCCAAGAAUUGCAUCAAAAUCACUUUAGAUGGGAAAAAGCGCCUUGACUUGAGCAAGAUGGGAAUUACCACCUUCCCCAAGUGUAUUCUGCGCCUCAAUGACGUGGACGAGCUGGACCUUAGCCGGAAUCUGAUCAGGAAGAUCCCUGACUCCAUCUCCAAGUUCCAGAACCUCCGGUGGCUGGACCUGCACAGCAACUACAUAGACAAGCUGCCUGAGUCCAUUGGCCAGAUGACCAGCCUGCUCUACCUCAACGUCAGCAACAACCGGCUGACCAGCAACGGGCUGCCCAUGGAGCUGAAGCAACUAAAGAACAUCCGCACUGUGAACCUAGGCUUGAACCACCUGGACAGUGUGCCCACCACACUGGGGGCCCUGAAGGAGCUCCAUGAGGUAGGGCUCCAUGACAACCUACUGAACAACAUCCCCGUGAGCAUCUCUAAGCUCCCCAAGCUGAAAAAGCUCAACAUAAAGCGGAACCCCUUUCCAAAGCCAGACGAGUCGGAAACGUUCAUAGACUCCAUCAGGAGGCUGGAGAACUUGUAUGUGGUGGAGGAGAAGGAUCUGUGUGCGGCUUGCCUGAGAAAAUGCCAAAACGCCCGGGACAAGCUGAAUAGAAUCAAGAACAUGGCCAUGACGACACCGAGAAAGACUAUCUUUCCCAAUCUGAUCUCACCCAAUUCAAUGGCCAAGGACUCCUGGGAAGACUGGAGAAUACGCUCAACAUCUUCCUAAAGUAGCUGUGGCAAAAACUUGAAGACUACUCAGCUAACAGAAUAAACGACUCUGAAGAGAAGAAGCCCCCAGUUAGGAGAAGACAGAGUGUCAAGUGAGAUGUUCUGGAAACCAGGCUCGCCGGAGCUAGCCAAGUAUCCGACUUGCUUCUCAAAUUCACUUCACCUCCCUUAGCUUUAGCUCACCUGCAUGUGAAAAUGACUUUGGGAAAUAUUUGAUGUGUUUUUAAAAAUGUAUAUAGAGGAAAAAAUUUAAGAAAAUUACAGAUUAUAUAUUAUAGACGACUAAAUAUUCAAGACUUUAAGACUUAAAAGGCUUACUGCCUCUACAUUUCACUCAGACUAGUACAUCUCGAUGCCAGUAGACUGUGAUGUUUGUGUAGGUAUGACAUACUGACAUGGUUUGCACAUUUGUCCCCUCCAAACCUCAUGUUGAGAUUUGAUCCCCAGUGUUACAGGUGCAGCCUAAUGGAAGGUCAUGGGGGUGGAUCCCUCAUGAAUGGCCUGGUGCCAUCCUCUUGGUAAUGAGUGAGUUCUCACUGUAUUAGAUCCUGUUGAAAAUUGAUUGUUAAAAAGAGCUUGGCACAUCCCUCUUCUCUCUCUCUCUCUUCCUCUCACCAAGUGAUGCCUGCUCCCCUUCGCCUUCCACCAUACCUAUACCUUAAAGCCCUCACCAGGAGGCGCUGGCACCUGUACAGCUUGCAAGAACCAUGACCCAAAUAAAUUUUCUUUAUAAA